Molecule: messenger RNA, 1725 nt
Organism: Heteronotia binoei (common prickly gecko)
Lineage: Eukaryota; Metazoa; Chordata; Lepidosauria; Squamata; Gekkonidae
Product: zinc finger protein 420-like
Exons: 2
Coding region: 1-1725 (574 amino acids)
Source: RefSeq, a predicted model, not a curated record
AUGAAAAGGAUCAGGAGAACCCACACAGGGGAAAAGCCUUUUGAAUGCUCAGAGUGUGGAAAGAGAUUCAGUCAGAGUGGCAGUCUUCAGUAUCAUCAGAGAACUCACACAGGGGAGAAGCCUUUUAAAUGCUUAGAGUGUGGAAAGAGAUUUCGUACGAGUGGCAACCUUCAAGAGCAUCAGAGAACCCACACAGGGGAAAAGCCUUUUGAAUGCUCAGAGUGUGGAAAGAGAUUCAGCCGCAGUGGCAACCUUCAACAGCAUCAGAGAACCCACACAGGGGAGAAGCCUUUUGAAUGCUUGGAGUGUGGAAAGAGAUUUACUACGAGUGGCUAUCUACAAACGCAUCAGAAAAACCACAACAGGGAGAAGCUUUUUGAAUGCUCAGAGUGUGGAAAGAGAUUUAUUACGAGUGGCAGUCUUCAGUAUCAUCAGAGAACCCACACAGGGGAGAAGCCUUUUGAAUGCUUGGAGUGUGGAAAGAGAUUUCGUACGAGUGGCUAUCUACAAACGCAUCAGAAAACCCACAACAGGGAGAAGCUUUUUGAAUGCUCAGAGUGUGGAAAGAGAUUUAGUACGAGUGGCGGUCUUCAAUAUCAUCAGAGAAUCCACACAGGGGAGAAGCCUUUUGAAUGCUUUGAGUGUGGAAAGAGAUUUAUGUGGAAUGACAGUCUUCAGAAGCAUCAGAGAACCCAUACAGGAGAGAAGCCUUUUGAAUGCUCAGAGUGUGGAAAGAGAUUCAGUCAGAGUGGCAGUCUUCAAUAUCAUCGGAGAACCCACACAGGGGAGAAGCCUUUUGAAUGCUCAGAGUGUGGAAAGAGAUUCAGUCAGAGUGGCAGUCUUCAAUAUCAUCAGAGAAUCCACACAGGGGAGAAGCCUUUUGAAUGCUUAGAGUGUGGAAAGAGUUUUAGUGCAAGUGGCAGUCUUCAAUAUCAUCAGAGAACCCAUACAGGGGAAAAGCCUUUUGAAUGCUUGGAGUGUGGAAAGAGAUUCAUUAAGAUUGGCAGUCUUCAAAGUCAUCAGAGAACCCACGCAGGGGAGAAGCCUUUUGAAUGCUUGGAGUGUGGAAAGAGAUUUAGUGCAAGUGGCAGUCUUCAAUAUCAUCAGAGAACCCAUACAGGGGAGCAGCCUUUUGAAUGCUUGGAGUGUGGAAAGAGAUUUAGUACAAGGGGCGGUCUUCAAUAUCAUCAGAGAACCCAUAAAGGGGAGAAGCCUUUUGAAUGCUUGGAGUGUGGAAAGAGAUUCAGUCAGAGUGGCAGUCUUCAAUAUCAUCAGAGAACCCAUACAGGGGAGAAGCCUUUUGAAUGCUUGGAGUGUGGAAAGAGAUUCAGUCAGAGUGGCACUCUUCUAUAUCAUCAGAGAACCCAUACAGGGGAGAAGCCUUUUGAAUGCUUGGAGUGUGGAAAGAGAUUCAGUCAGAGUGGCACUCUUCUAUAUCAUCAGAGAACCCACACAGGGGAGAAGCCUUUUGAAUGUUCAGUGUGUGGAAAGAGAUGCAGUGAUAGUGGCAGUCUUCAAAAGCAUCAGAGAACCCACACAGGGGAGAAGCCUUUUGAAUGCUCAGAGUGUGGAAAGAGAUUCAGUCAGAGUUGCAAUCUUCAAAAGCAUCAGAGAACCCACACAGGGGAGAAGCCUUUUGAAUGCUCAUUGUGUGGAAAGAGAUUCAUUAUGAGUGAUCGUCUUCAAGAGCACCAGAGAACCCACACAGGGGAGAAAUCUUGUUAA